This is a messenger RNA of Entamoeba invadens IP1, 453 nucleotides long. RefSeq names its product caltractin, putative. The transcript has a single exon. The record is from RefSeq and is a predicted model, not a curated record. NCBI's taxonomy places the organism in Eukaryota, Evosea, Mastigamoebida, Endamoebidae. Gene Ontology annotation, molecular function: calcium ion binding. The coding region runs from base 1 to 453 and encodes 150 amino acids.
AUGAGCGACUUAAACGCGAAAAUGUUAUUUGAGAUUCUUGAUACGGACCAUUCUGGGAAGAUUGACAAAGACGAGUUUGUGACAGGUAUGCGUAAAUGGACUGGUCUUGGUGAAGAGUACAACGAGAGUUUUGAGUUUAUUUUUGGUGCUGUUGAUGGUCAAGGCUUUUUCAAUUCAAAGGACGGACUCCUCAAUUUGUCCGAGUUUGAAAAAGUCUGUGCAGCGAUCCCAAAGUUUUCUAAAAGCAAACAAGACAUGAUCAAUCAGACUGUUUUCAAUUUAGUUGAUGACAAUGGCGAUGGCAAUGUUUCAAAGAAAGAAAUUCGAAAGUUUUUGGAACUCAUUGGGCAAAAAUAUACAGAUGAUGAGUUUGAAACGUUGUAUAAAGAAAUUGACGCGAAUGGUGACGGUGUUAUUCAAAAAGAGGAAUUUUUGGCUGUUUUGGAAAAGUAA